Molecule: messenger RNA, 1103 nt
Organism: Hyalella azteca
Lineage: Eukaryota; Metazoa; Arthropoda; Malacostraca; Amphipoda; Hyalellidae
Product: oligosaccharyltransferase complex subunit OSTC
Exons: 4
Coding region: 34-486 (150 amino acids)
Cellular component (GO): oligosaccharyltransferase complex
Source: RefSeq, a predicted model, not a curated record
UGCAGGUACAAAUUAGAUUCCUUCUGGAGUAAAAUGUUGGAAGCAAUUUACAGUUUGCCAUUCUUAAUUUUUGAGGUUCCUCAUUUGAAACUGAGAAAACCAUCAUGGAUAGCCAUGCCUCAGCCUAUGACUGUAUUCAUUCUUGUUCUUGUGUCUUACUUUCUAGUGACUGGAGGCAUCAUCUAUGAUGUGAUAGUUGAGCCGCCCAGCGUUGGCUCCACCACUGAUGAACAUGGCCAUUCACGACCUGUGGCAUUCAUGGCAUAUCGUGUGAACGGCCAGUACAUCAUGGAAGGAUUGGCAUCUUCUUUCAUGUUUGGCAUUGGAGCUUUGGGUUUCAUCAUCCUGGACCACACACACAACCCUGCCACUAAGAAGUUCAACAGAGGUUUACUCAUAUUCAUGGGCUUCUUUUGCAUCAUUGUUAGCUCAUUUGCCUGCUAUGCCUUCAUGAAGAUCAAGCUACCGGGCUACAUGCAGGGUUAAUGCAUCGCAUCUUCAUCAGCCUGCUCAUCUGUCACAGCUGCACAAGACGGACUUUCAACCAUAACUGCUGCACGUUGUUGAUUUAUAGUUGCAUAUUAUUUCAUUAGCGUGUUCGAAUUGCUAAUGUAUGGGAUUCUGCUAGAACAGCAAGACAGGUUAUAGAUUCAUCAAAUUUUUCCUAAAAAAUGGUUCAAAAUCAAGUACCGUAGUUCUUAAAACUAUCUAAUUUUCAUGAUCUGUCCACAAAAAAUUUUUGAUGACGCUAUUUCAACUUAUCAUUUAAUUUAACUAAAUCCGAUUCCAAAAGAAAAGAAUUUUUAUAAAUAAAUUCCAUGUUGUUUUCAGUUAGAGAAAAAUCCAGCAUGAGAUCUGCUGAACAUUCCAUUAGAAGACACGAAUUGUUUUCGUUCACCAUUUAUUUAUCAUACUUGGAUUAAUAUUUCAAUCCAUACAAUUGCUAAUCUCUGGUUGACACAUGCCAGUUAGAAAGUUUCUGAUUGAAUUAGCUUUUUAGGUUAAAUUAAUAAAGCCUGAUUCCACAAUCCUUAGUGAUGUCUAUAGUAAGUGAACGCGUGUGCCCUGAUUGACGUUGGUGUCUUUACAUAAAGUUUUGUUAU